GAAGGUUAUGUUUCUAAGGGUCAAGAACAUCUAGUGUGUAAACUCAAGAAGUCUAUUUAUGGGCUCAAGCAAGCGUCUCGACAAUGGUACCUCAAAUUUGAUGAAGUCAUGAAAUCAAAUGGCUUCAUUAAAAACAAAGUAGAUCAAUGCACUUAUCUCAAAAUGAGUGGGAGCAAAUUCAUCAUACUUGUGUUAUAUGUUGAUGACAUCUUAUUAGCAAGUAGUGAUCUGGAUUUAUUGCAUGAAACAAAACGCUUAUUAUUUGGCCAUUUUGACAUGAAAGAUUUAGGUGAAGCUUCUUAUGUUAUAGGCAUUGAAAUUCACCGAGAUCGAGUCAAAGGGACGUUAGGUUUGUCUCAAAAGGCAUACAUUGAGCGUAUUUUAGAACGUUUUAACAUGCAACAAUGCUCUCCAUCAGUUGCUCCAGUAGUUAAGGGAGACGUUUUUGGGUCAUUCCAAUGCCCAAAAACCGAGGUUGAGAAAGAGCAAAUGAAACUCAUUCCUUAUGCUUCUGUAGUUGGAAGCCUGAUGUAUGCUCAAGUUUGUACUCGUCCAGAUAUCGCGUAUGUAUCCGGCAUGUUGGGUAGAUAUCAAUCUAACCCAGGAUUAGAUCAUUGGAAAGCCGCUAAGAAAGUUUUGCGGUAUCUUCAAGGAACUAAAGAGUACAAACUUACUUACCAGAGGUCUAAUAAUUUAGAAGUGGUGGGAUAUUCCGAUUCUGACUUUGCUAAGUGCAAAGAUGAUAGGAAGUCUACUUCGGGAUACAUUUUCUUGCUGUCAGGUGGGCCAAUAUCUUGGAAAAGCCACAAGCAAAGACUUACGACUACUUCAACAAUGAUGGUUGAAUAUGUUGCGGUGUACAACGCAACGUGUCAUGGGAUGUUGCUAAGGAAUCUUAUCAAAGGAUUCAAAGUAGUAAAUUCUGUCUCAAGACCGCUAAGGAUUUAUUGUGACAAUUCCGCGGCCGUGAGCUUCUCAAAAAAUAACAGUUCGAGUGGAGCGGGAUUGUUCCUCGAUACAAAGUAUUUGUUCGUUCGAGAAAGAGUGGAGGAAAACGAAAUUUGUAUCGAACACAUCAGCACGAAUAAUAUGCUAGCAGAUCCUCUCACUAAAGGACUUUCGCCCAGUAUUUUUCAAAGACAUGUCACUAAUAUGGGCUUGAUGAAAGAUCUUGUUUAGGAAAUUAUAGCGCAGUGCCUGAAUAACUAUCUUAUGUAUUAAUUUCAAGUACUUGAUUUAAAAUUCCUCCCUAAGUAUGUUUUGUCUAUUCUUCAUUGUGCACACAAAGUUAUUUUAAUAGACAAACAUAAUACCCUAAGUUUAAUGUCAUUUGGCUUAUAUUAAUCCUUAUCCUCUUUAAGAAGUGUCAAAGUAUGAUUAAUGGGGGUCCCGGGUUAUAUUGACCCGUUAGACUGUAUUUGUUUGCUUUGAUAUUAUUAUGGAGUAAGAUGAAUUUUUCUUGGCCAACUAAUACUUUAACUUAUGUAUAAUUGUAUAAAUGAUCUCAAGGUCAAGUGGGAGAAUGUUGGAAAAUAUUCCAUUUAAGUGUCCUUGGACCAUUUAUAUAAUUUAAUAUAAAUUGGGGACAUUUAUGUCUUACCAUUAAGAUUGCCAUAUGACAGAUUUGGUCCCGGUAUUUAUGUACAGUUAACAUAUGAUGGGUAUGUUUUAACAUUAAAUAAUACAUAAGGGGCCAAUGGGGUUUCUCUUUGAUACAAGAUAUAAGGCUCGUUCGUUCCUCUUACGACUAAAACGAAAGAACGUGUUUCUUCCCAAAGGUCAUAACACCUAUAUUAAGAGACCCAAGGGAGAUCGUUCAAUCCAUCGCAAAUCCGCUUGUAUCCUUAGAGAAUCCAACGACAUCAUGGCUUCAUCAUCUUCGUCAUCAAAGUUUGGUUUCUCCUCAACCGGUUAGUGUUCUUAUUGUUUGAUUAUAUGAAUUUUAUCAUGUUUAGUGAGACUAGAUCCUUAAUU
Cuscuta epithymum is the source of this 1974-nucleotide messenger RNA. The record is from the annotation of a GenBank genome assembly. Lineage: Eukaryota; Viridiplantae; Streptophyta; Magnoliopsida; Solanales; Convolvulaceae.